AGGCUCUAGCAAUUUACUUUUCUAUUCGCUAUGUAAUGCUUUGCAAAAAGCGAUCUCCUUCAAAGCCGUGUUCUCGUUCAUCGGAGUGAACAAUGUGCAUUGAAAUGUAACAAUCCAAAACAAUGAUCAUUGUACAAUACAACGGCGUACUUAAAUCAUGAUGAAGACCGCAUAUUUAGCUGCUUUCUUCUGCCUACCAUCAUCUAACCUGCAGUCCGCGACUUCAGGCAAUCAGACACCACUCGGCAUCGCAGUAAGUACCUACCUACCUUCCUUGGCAUACCCAUUCAGCCAGCCACAAUGUCUGUAGCCAAGCAGAUCAGCGACCUUCACACUAAGGCCCCACGGAUAACGGACUCGGCAGUCCAGCAGCACUCUCUCACUAGGUGCACUAAGGCGCUGAAGUUGUGUGACGAAGCAAUGAAGCUCGCUGUGGAUGCGGAGCUCGAUGAAGCAGCCAUCGAGAUGUGCGCCGAAAUGCAAGAAGAAGCUUACUCGUGGGUCGAGCGUUUUAUGUAUGACAACAGGUCAAGUAAAACUUUAGACAAGCGACGGGGUCGAGUAUUUGAUGUCGAUAAGGGGGAACAUGUCGUCGAGGCUAUUAAUGCAGUCCACGUGGGUCGGUUGUUGGACGUUGAUGACGCGAUAGAAAGACCAGAGGGAAGUCGUAAGGUUAGCUUCGCGGAUGAAGUUCGCAAUGAAUCUACCCGUGGAUAUAGGUCGUAGUCUUAGGUUCUUAGUACUUACUUGGGUACCUAGGCAGUGGAUGUCUCUGCAAGCCUGGUGCUUGUUAGUUGGCGGUUUCUACCUGUACACACCCUUCACAAGGUAGUAGGCGGAUUUGACUAUUCUGGAGUUUCGUGGGAUCUGGGUAACUGGAGUACAUAGCUUAUUGCUGUUACUACAUAGAGGUGCUCAAUAGAUUCAUGCGAUGACUGGAC
This is a messenger RNA of Hypoxylon trugodes, 941 nucleotides long. RefSeq lists its product as uncharacterized. The record is from RefSeq and is a predicted model, not a curated record. The transcript has a single exon. The coding region runs from base 301 to 726 and encodes 141 amino acids. NCBI's taxonomy places the organism in Eukaryota, Fungi, Ascomycota, Sordariomycetes, Xylariales, Hypoxylaceae.